This is a messenger RNA of Plasmopara halstedii, 1617 nucleotides long. Its product is annotated as Ankyrin. Gene Ontology annotation, biological process: RNA processing. The transcript is spliced from 4 exons. Gene Ontology annotation, molecular function: protein binding; RNA nuclease activity; RNA binding. Lineage: Eukaryota; Oomycota; Peronosporomycetes; Peronosporales; Peronosporaceae. The record is from RefSeq and is a predicted model, not a curated record. The coding region runs from base 1 to 1617 and encodes 538 amino acids.
AUGGCUCCAUUAGAUAACGAACAGGUCGAAAAUGCGUGGCUUGAGGCAGCAAGAAAUGGUGAUCUCGACCAAAUGAAGAGUCUACGUAGACAGUAUCCACAGCAGCUUGACCUCAACCGAAAUAUCCAACAUUUGAACAGCGCAAACAAUUCUCAGCCCUCGACAGGCUUUUGCGGCUGGCACGGCUUUCACCUCAGCACCAUUGGAGCUUCAGCCUUGUACACUGCAACAUGGUUUGGAGACGACAAGAUAAUUGAAUACCUCCUUGAGGAGGGUCAAGACCCGGACACUGAAGACGAGAGUGGCAUGUCGGCAAUCACGGUGGCAAUCAUGCACCAUAAUUUACAAGCUACACGCUGUAUCUUUCGCAACCGCGUUGCUAUUCAGCAAAACCUUAUUACUGACUGCCGACAGGAAGAUGAAGACCGGACUCGACGGACUGUAGCACGCCUCGAGCUCUAUUUGCGCUUUAAUGCAAAUAUCAACAAGCGAUGUCAGCGAGGCAAGAGUGCACUCCAUUAUGCCACAACCGACGAUACGUUUGAAGUAGCGAAAUUGCUUGUUUGUAAUGGUGCCAUUGUCGACCUUCAAGAUGAGGAAGGUAAGUCGCCGUUGCAUCAUUGCAUACAAGCACCAAGUCUCAUGGUUGCGAAUCUGCUCCUUCAACAUGGUGCAAACGUCCAUCUCCCAGACAUUGACGAUAUCACGCCCCUCCAGCGCAUCCUCCGCGUCAAUGAUAUCAAUAUGUUGCAGAUCAUUCUUAACCAUCACCUUGAAGUUGUGACAUUAACAGGAGAAGACUUCGCAGGAGCUGUUCUUUUGAUGGCAGUAGAUGAAGAGGCAGAAUCCAUCAUAUCGUUUCUGCUAAACGAAAGAUACACAACACUAAUACACCAAGACAACUGCGGCGAAACGCCCAUGCAUCGCGCGUUGCGCAACAAGAGCACAAGGAUUGCGAAUUUACUGCGGGCUAUUGACAUCCAAGGCCUGAGUGUGACGACCAUGACAAAGUCGCGUGACUCGUGUCUGCAUUAUGGUGCUAAAUAUUCGACACCUGAGGAGUUAAAGUGCUUGAUAAAAUUUUAUCAACGAUUCAACGAUGACGUGGGACCAAUCAAUCGUGUCAACGUGGCGGGUCAAACGGCUAUAUUUCUAAUCGCCACAUCGAAAUCUCACUUGCUUGACGAUCGUGAUGCAAAGACAAGACUCAUGCUAACGGCUGGUGCAAAGCUGCUAGGCAACAACCCAUUCGUUCAGUCGACACAGAGACAAAACAUAGUUCUGUCUACCCAAGUACAUACUUGUUUGUACAUAUGGUUGCCGGAAUGUGCUGCAACCCAUUCUGAUGACGUGAGUCAAUUUGGUACUGACUUGCUGGCGAUUGUCUAUUCGUCGCCUCACUCUCAAUUCACAUUGAGUCACGACGUACUGGGAGUCAUGUUGGCGGCAGGUUACGCUGUGGACUCAAUUUUUCUUCUACUGUUGCUACCAUUUGAUCGAAAAACGAUACUGGCCUUGUUGGAUCGAUUACGGCUAUUUGGCACGCAAUUGAAUCAUAUGCUUCUUUUGGCUUUGUAUGAAGAACUUGCUGUAGCUUCAGCAAGUUUAAUUUCGUAG